AUGGAACUCUGCGUGAAGCUCCAAGAUGUGGGGGGCAGCUCAUCUAGCUCGAAUAACGUGGAGGAAAUGCGAAAUUCCUGUGCUGGUGAAGGCAUUCCAUUUUUGGACACAGGUAGGGGUCGUAGUCCGUCCUUUAAUGCCUUCGUGGCUCCCGCCCAAAAUACAGAAAUACCUGACCAACGUCCCUUCCCCAAUGUCCAUGUUGCGUAUCCGGAAGGAAUGGCCGACGGGUUGGCUGACUCAUCUGAGGAAGACGAGAUUGAGAAUGAUAGUGGAGAGGAAGCAGAGCUUGUUCUGGAAACCCAACCGGUUCAGGGCGAAAGGGUCAUCCCAAGUGUUGUUGAACCCAUCAAUGUUGCAAGGGUCGGAGCUCUUUCCAGCGGCACCCCCGACCAUUACUUGCACCUCAGUCUUGGUCCAAUGAACUCGACAAAUGUAGAGGACAUACCCAGUAACUAUGGUUUGACCAAUGAAAUGGAGCUAGAGGUUGGCAUGAAAUUCGUGAACAAGGAUGCAGCAAUGCUUGGUGUUAAGAACUACAACAUCCGUCGAAGUGCAGAAUUCAAAGUGGUGGAGUCAGAUCAUAGUAGGUAUGUUUGUCGAUGCAAACUUUUUGGUGACCAAUGUUCCUGGAUGGUGAGGGUUGCAAAGACGAGGGCGUCCAGAUUUUGGGAAGUUCGAAAAUACCAAGGGCCUCACACUUGUUUGGCGUCUGCGACUUCGCAAGAUCAUGCUCAACUGGAUUCAAAUGUCAUAUGCCAGCACAUAUUCCCUAUGGUUCAAGCAGACGCAACUAUUUGCAUAAAAGUGUUGCAGGGAUCUGUGGAGUCGGCAUACGGAUACAAGGUGUCUUACAAAAAGGUUUGGCUAGCGAAGCAAAAGGCAAUAGCCAGAAUCUAUGGAGACUCGGAUGAAUCUUAUAACCAGCUACAGAGAUACUUCAACCCGCCCAACUGCGAAAGAACAGAAUGA
Molecule: messenger RNA, 972 nt
Organism: Arachis duranensis
Lineage: Eukaryota; Viridiplantae; Streptophyta; Magnoliopsida; Fabales; Fabaceae
Exons: 1
Coding region: 1-972 (323 amino acids)
Source: RefSeq, a predicted model, not a curated record